Manihot esculenta (cassava) is the source of this 2137-nucleotide messenger RNA. RefSeq lists its product as uncharacterized. NCBI's taxonomy places the organism in Eukaryota, Viridiplantae, Streptophyta, Magnoliopsida, Malpighiales, Euphorbiaceae. Bases 237 to 1907 code for a protein of 556 amino acids. The transcript has 9 exons. The record is from RefSeq and is a predicted model, not a curated record. Gene Ontology annotation, cellular component: plasma membrane; plasmodesma.
UUAAGAACAGUGUCUACUGUUUAGGGUGAAAUGAAUUUAUGGUUUGCACUUUGCAGGCCACUGGUAAAAAUGUCCAACGGUCCUCUUUUUCUUUGUUCUUUCACUUGCUACAUACAGUUAUCGUACAAGUCUCUUUCCCUUCUCUCUCUCUCUCUCUCUCUCUCUCCCUCGAAACUAAAGAAAACUCAGUGAAGAAACAAACAUAGCUCGCUUUCUUUUUUUACAUUAUCUGUGUUAUGAUGCUCUGUUACAGGUUGCUCUCACUUCCUCUUCUUCUCACCUUUCUUUUCUUUUCUUCUUCAACAUUCCUUCCCUUCUCUCAUGGUGCUACUCAUUUCUACUCCUUCCAUGCUCUACCCCCUGCAGGUAGGGAAAAUGAGGCAAAAUAUGAACUGCAGUUCUCAUGGGGAACUAGGAGGUCUUUUGUGGAGGCACCUCUUAGUGAACCCGUUGAAAGCUCAACACUUGUGUUAGCUCCAAGGAGGACUUACAGAAAGGACCCUUUAGAUGGGUUCAAAAGGUACACUGGAGGAUGGAAUAUCAGUAGUCGCCAUUACUGGGCUUCUGUAGGAUUUACUGCAAUUCCACUGUUUGCCAUAGCCUCAGUCUGGUUCCUGGGCUUUGGGCUGUGCUUACUUCUUCUCUGCAUCUGUUAUUUCUGCUGUGGAAAGAAGUCUUAUGGCUACUCUCGAAUAGCUUAUGCUCUCUCUCUUAUUUUCCUCAUUCUCUUCAGCCUUGGUGCUAUCAUUGGAUGUGUGAUUUUAUAUACUGGCCAAGGAAGUUUUCACAGAAGUACAACUGAAACUUUGGAGUAUGUGAUGAAUCAGGCAGAUACUACCGUUCAGAAACUAAAGGAUGUGUCAAACUUUCUUGCUUCAGCCAAGCUAACUGCAGUUGAUAAAGUGUUUUUACCUUCCAAUGUCCAAACUGAUAUCGAUCAGAUUGAAAUCAGAAUUAAUUCUUCCACUAGCAUCCUUUCUGAUCGAACAGUGGAGAAUUCGGGUGACAUACGUGAUCUCUUGGAUUCUGUGAGACUGGCACUCAUUGUCGUUGCUGCUAUUAUGCUUCUCUUGACAUUUCUUGGAUUCUUAUUUUCAAUUUUCGGCAUCCAACUGCUAGUUUACAUCUUAGUCAUUGUUGGAUGGAUACUUGUUGCUGGAACAUUUAUAUUAUGUGGUACAUUCCUUCUUCUCCAUAAUGUGGCCGGCGACACUUGUGUUGCAAUGAAUCAUUGGGUACAAAAUCCCACUGCUCAUACAGCAUUAGAUGACAUACUGCCCUGUGUGGAUAGUGCAACUGCCCAAGAUACCUUACUACGAAGCAAAGAAAUCACUCUCCAAUACGUUGAUUUGAUUAAUUCAGUUAUCACCAAUGUCUCUAAUAUUAAUUUCUCCCCCAACUUUCCAUCAAUGUACUUUAAUCAAUCUGGUCCAUUGGUGCCAAUCCUCUGCAACCCAUUUUACCAUGACUUCACAGAUCGACCUUGCAGCCCUGGUGAAGUAAACCUGAACAAUGCAACACAGGCAUGGCAGAGCUAUGUCUGUCAAGUUUCAUCAACUGGUAUAUGCAUCACAACAGGACGUUUGACCCCCACCAUAUAUGAUCAAAUGAAUGCUGCAGUGAAUUUAUGCAAUGGACUGGAGAAUUAUGGACCUUUCUUGAUUGAUUUAGAAGACUGCACAUUUGUAAGGGAAACAUUCAGCGAAAUAUAUAGGAAUCACUGUCCUAAACUGCAGAGAUACAGCAGAUGGAUCUACGUUGGACUGGUGAUGGUCUCUACUGCAGUUAUGCUCUCAAUUAUCUUCUGGGUUAUAUAUGGGAGAGAAAGGCGUCAUCGUCUAUACACAAAGCAACUCCAAGCUGAAUCAACCCAGGGACAUGAAGAAGACAAGCAGUCCCAAUCCUAAGAGAAAACUCAAUGCCUCAUCAGCCGGCCUGAGUUGGAGACUUUCUUCACGUUAGGCUUGGUUUGCGUUUCUGAAUUUGUAAAUCUUAGUUUUCCCUGUAUGUAACGAUGAUUCUAGCUUUCCAAGAGGAGUGAAGGUAAAGACAUAUUUUUUUAUUAAACUUAUGCCUUUGUUUGGUUGGUUGGGAUCAAGUUAACUAAUGAAUUUCAAAUUCUCAUGAAAUUGAUAUA